Molecule: messenger RNA, 486 nt
Organism: Polypterus senegalus (gray bichir)
Lineage: Eukaryota; Metazoa; Chordata; Cladistia; Polypteriformes; Polypteridae
Gene: mocs2
Product: molybdopterin synthase sulfur carrier subunit
Exons: 4
Coding region: 83-343 (86 amino acids)
Biological process (GO): Mo-molybdopterin cofactor biosynthetic process
Cellular component (GO): cytosol
Source: RefSeq, a predicted model, not a curated record
AACGUGAAUCUCCUGGAGAGAAACUCUAUAGAGACGACAGGAGGUUGUUUUUCUGCUGCAUUUAAAUAACUGAACUUUAUUAAUGAAUAUCGAGGUUUCAGUACUGUAUUUUGCCAAAAGUGCAGAUUUGGCAGGCGUGAGGUCAGAGACCAUUUCAGUUCCUCGUGAAAUAAAAUCCUUGCAGCUUUGGGAAGAAUUGGUAACCAGACAUCCCAGACUUGCUGCCAUACUGGACCAGGUUGUCUUGGCUGUCCGUCAGGAAUACAUCACUCUCGGAGAUCAGCUGUUGUUCCUCCAGCCAGGUGACGAGGUCGCUGUUAUCCCUCCUAUCAGUGGUGGUUAAAUCCGCACAGAUGUAUACAGGUGUAGCUGAACCUGGAAAUGGUGGCAGAGACAUCAUCAAACUAACUAGUAGUAAGCUAUCCACAGAUGAGGUUUCUUUCUCUGCUGUUUGCCCAGAAUGUGGAGCAGUUUCCUUGUUUGUUG